Molecule: messenger RNA, 372 nt
Organism: Carya illinoinensis
Lineage: Eukaryota; Viridiplantae; Streptophyta; Magnoliopsida; Fagales; Juglandaceae
Exons: 2
Coding region: 1-372 (123 amino acids)
Source: RefSeq, a predicted model, not a curated record
AUGGCUAUUUCUGUUAUGUCUAAAAAUUAUUGCCAGACUUUGGCAAUAUUGAUGUUAGCCGGAAUAUUGAUCUCCGGCAAUCACCAAGUCAUGGCCCGAAAAUGUCGGCCGAUCAAUAACAAGCAGCUAGCCCAACUUGUAUUUCAAUGCAAGCAGUAUGUUAAUAAAGGGAAGCCGAAUGGAGUCAUUAAGCCUUCGACAGCGUGCUGUAAAGCGGUGAAUACUGUGGGGCUAUGCCUGUGCCAACUUGUUACUAAGAAACUUGAAAGUCAGAUUGAUAUGCAGAAGGUAAUCAAAGUGGCACGCAAAUGUACUGGCCAGAGAAUUCCACCAGGAACAAAAUGUGGAAGUUAUACUGUCCCCCGGGCAUGA